CCGAGGCGGCUCCGCGGGGCGGGGCUUUGAAUGGCGCUGAGUCGGCGCCAGCUGCGGGAGUUCCCCGGAAGCGGCGUUGUUACCACGGCAACGGCGCAGGCGGCGGCGGCGGGGCUGAACCCGGCCGACAUUUCGUAGGCCGAGGUGAUCCGUGUGUGUUUGACCCAGAACCAUGGGACUGUUUGACAAGCUAGCAGGGUGGCUUGGGCUGAAGAAAAAGGAGGUUCAUGUUUUGUGCCUUGGUUUGGACAACAGUGGCAAAACAACAAUCAUCAAUAAACUUAAGCCUUCAAAUGCUCAAACUCAGGACAUUGUUCCGACAAUAGGAUUCAGUAUAGAGAAAUUCAAGACAUCCAGUUUGUCUUUCACAGUUUUUGAUAUGUCAGGCCAAGGCAGAUACAGAAACCUCUGGGAACAUUACUACAAAGAAGGCCAAGCCAUUAUUUUUGUCAUUGAUAGCAGUGACAAAUUAAGAAUGGUUGUGGCCAAAGAAGAACUUGACACUCUUCUGAAUCAUCCAGAUAUUAAGCACCGUCGACUGCCUAUUCUUUUCUUUGCAAACAAGAUGGACCUCAGGGAUGCAAUAUCAUCUGUGAAAGUAUCUCAGUUAUUAUCAUUAGAAAACAUCAAAGACAAACCUUGGCAUAUCUGUGCCAGUGAUGCUCUUAAAGGAGAAGGCUUGCAGGAAGGUGUGGACUGGCUCCAAGAUCAGAUGCAAGCAAUGAAGACAUGAGAGAUAAAUAAAAGAUGUAUGGUGUUUUCUCUGCUGCUUUGUUAGCAGCUGACCAGUUUUUGGAAAUGAAGAAAGGCUUAAAGAAAAUGGAGCACUUCAGCUAAACAUUAUGUGAUGAUUUGUUUCCUUUUAGUAUCUCUUCCAGAGAAAGUAAAUAUAGAUAACAUAGUAUCUCAGGUAUGCACAUCCAUGAAUUAAAUUGAACUGUGUGAUGGGGGAGCAUAUUUAAAACCAAAAAUGUGUAAGUAAUAAGCAUCUGCAUUCAUUUGAGUUUUUGGUGAUAAUUAGCCAUGGGGGGCAGUACGCCACUUCUGGGGGGAAAACAACUUUUGAACAAAUGGGAGUAUUUAUAUUCCUGAGGAAGAGUAGUCAGUACUUCCUGAAAUGAAACUAUAUGAAAUACCUAAAAUAGAGUUCCUACAAACAGUAGGGUUUUUUAAUUGAAAGUUUUGACGUUGAGAUUUUUUUCAAGUGACCAUCUGCAGUAGACUACUAGAAGAAUAUUUUGAGGUUAACAUGAGUUCAAAUGUUAAAUGCAGCUUUUACAAAUGACUGCAGAUGUUUUAAGGAAUUUCUCAUUAUCAAAUGUUACAAACAUUUUCUCUGCUAUGUCAUGGUUAUACUUGCAUUCCCAUCAAUAAAACUUCAGAUAUACAACA
This is a messenger RNA of Lagopus muta (rock ptarmigan), 1392 nucleotides long. RefSeq names its product ADP ribosylation factor like GTPase 6 (gene ARL6). The coding region runs from base 173 to 733 and encodes 186 amino acids. Gene Ontology annotation, biological process: cilium assembly; protein localization to cilium; vesicle-mediated transport. Lineage: Eukaryota; Metazoa; Chordata; Aves; Galliformes; Phasianidae. Gene Ontology annotation, cellular component: cytoplasm; axoneme. The transcript is spliced from 8 exons. The record is from RefSeq and is a predicted model, not a curated record. Gene Ontology annotation, molecular function: GTPase activity; GTP binding.